UCAGGCUGCCAACCAGUCACUCUCCCUGGGAGCCUCAUAGCUUGUCAGCUUCUCAACCAGCAGCACUGACCACAUCACUCUUCCCGGGCUGGGGUGCUGACAUGGGGACCCUUCACUGGCUGCUGCUCCCCCUGCUGCUCCAGGAAGCCAAAGGGUACUCUGGAGACGGUGACACGGAGCCUGUGGAAGUGGUUGCAGCCCUUCGGGAGUCUGUGAUCCUCCCCCUAGAAAUACUACCAGAUGAGGAAGUUGAGAGCGUUUCCUGGUUCUCCCAGAAAAGACUCGCCACGGUAGUGCCAGGGAAGGAGGGGGAGCCAGUUAGUGUUACAGUGGUUGACCCUCACUAUGAGGGCCGAGUGAGAUUCCUGGACCCCAGCUACUCUCUGCACAUCAGCAAUGUGAGCUGGGAGGACUCGGGGCCUUACCAAGCUCAAGUCAAUCUGCGGACAUCCCAGCUGUCCACCAUGCAGCAAUUCAUCCUGCGUGUCUACCGUCAGUUGUCACAGCCCCGAGUUGCUGUGAGCUUGGAGAUCUCUGAGGAAGGUGCCUGUAAUAUAUCUCUGGUAUGUUCUGUGGAGACGGCAGGCGCGAACAUCACCUAUAGCUGGCUCACCUUGGGGGACAGUGCCGACGACGCGGCCCAGGAAGGCUCUGUCCUCAGCACGUCCUGGAUGCCUGGGAACAAAAUGCUUUCCUACACCUGCAGGGCUAGCAACCCCAUCAGCAGCGUCAGUUCUCGUCCCAUCACUGCUGGGCCCUUCUGUGCAGACCCUGGCUAUCUCAAGACAACCUCACUGCCCUCCUGCCUCCUAGCCAAGGGCUUGCUCUUCCUCGUGCUCUUGAUAAUUCUAGCUGUGGGGCUCUGGCUCACGAGAUAAAAACAAAAGACAAGUGCCAAGGACAAAGGAACUCAAGAAGAGCAGAAAUAAACUGAGAAAGAAGGGGAAGCAUGACUUCAGCCCAGCCAGACUA
Molecule: messenger RNA, 972 nt
Organism: Octodon degus (degu)
Lineage: Eukaryota; Metazoa; Chordata; Mammalia; Rodentia; Octodontidae
Gene: Slamf9
Product: SLAM family member 9
Exons: 4
Coding region: 102-878 (258 amino acids)
Biological process (GO): T cell activation
Cellular component (GO): external side of plasma membrane
Source: RefSeq, a predicted model, not a curated record